Molecule: messenger RNA, 1357 nt
Organism: Aspergillus sclerotioniger CBS 115572
Lineage: Eukaryota; Fungi; Ascomycota; Eurotiomycetes; Eurotiales; Aspergillaceae
Product: glycoside hydrolase family 16 protein
Exons: 3
Coding region: 139-1227 (362 amino acids)
Biological process (GO): glucan catabolic process
Molecular function (GO): hydrolase activity, hydrolyzing O-glycosyl compounds
Source: RefSeq, a predicted model, not a curated record
UUUGAGGCUCGCAAGAGUUAAAUUAAAUCUACUUCUUUCUCUCCUUCACGUAACCGUUGUGGAGGUAUAAGUCUAGCUGGUCUACUCCUCCUCCUCCAACACUCCUUCAGGAACCAGAAAACCAGGAAUACCAUCACGAUGCGCACCACCUCGACUCUCCUUUCGGCUGUGGGCCUUACCGCGCAGCUCAGCGCUGCCGCCUACACUCUGCAGGACGAUUAUUCGCUCUCGUCCUUCUUCGACCGUUUCACAUUCUACACCGGCACCGACCCCACUGCCGGCUUCGUCGACUAUGUCGACGAGACGACUGCGGAGGCCAACGGUCUGGUCAAUACCUCCAGCAGCUCCGUCUACAUGGGCGUAGAUCACACCAACGUGGCCAGCAGCAGCGGCCGCCAAAGUGUGCGCAUCGCCAGUGACACCACCUAUAACCAUGGUCUCUUCAUUCUUGACCUCGCCCACAUGCCCGGCGGCAUCUGCGGCACUUGGCCUGCUUUCUGGCUCCUCGGCUCCGACUGGCCCAACAAUGGUGAGAUCGACAUCAUCGAGGGUGUCAAUCAGCAAACUACCAAUGACAUGACCCUCCACACCAGCGAUGGCUGCACCAUCACUGACUCGGGCUUCACCGGCACCAUGACUACCGACAACUGCUAUGUCUACGCUGCCGGGCAGUCCAGCAACGCGGGCUGCGGCAUCACCGACCCGUCGACCGCGUCCUACGGCGCUGGUUUCAACGCCAACGGCGGUGGUGUCUUUGCCACCGAAUGGACCUCCUCUGCCAUCAGCAUCUACUUCUUCCCCCGAGGCAGCAUCCCCUCCGACAUUACGGAUGGAAGCCCCGACCCGUCGACCUGGGGAACCCCAGUGGCAUCCUUCUCUGGCGGCUGUGACAUUGAUGAUCACUUCAGCGGAAUGCAAAUUAUCUUCGACACCACCUUCUGCGGCGACUGGGCCGGCAACGUCUGGAGCACCGGCAGCUGCGCCUCCGCGGCCAGCACCUGCAGCGAUUACGUGGCCAACAACCCGUCGGCCUUCACGGACGCUUACUGGACCGUGAACGCCCUCCAGGUGUAUCAGGACCAGGAUAGUUCGACCACGAACUCUGCUGCCGUUCCUGCUUCGAACAGCACCUCUCACAAGGGUCAGGGUCACCAUGUUCCCAGCCCGUCGUAUGUGCGCCGGGCCAGAAGGGAGCUUAGGGAGAGGGCGAUGGGCAUGCAUGCUUAAUUGAUAGUGUUUGGAAUGAGUGAGUGUAUAGAUGGUAUGGGAUGUGGAUAGAUGCUAUAUUGGUCUUUGUUAUCUGUAUCUUGUGUUUGUUUGUGUGUAUAUGCCGGGGGUAUAUAAGUCUCUCGCUUUG